Molecule: messenger RNA, 381 nt
Organism: Didymodactylos carnosus
Lineage: Eukaryota; Metazoa; Rotifera; Eurotatoria; Philodinida; Philodinidae
Source: the annotation of a GenBank genome assembly
AUGAAUCAAUUGGGAAUGAAAGUGAGAAAUCAAUUUGGUAAUGAAUUAAAAUUGAAUGAUUCGUAUUAUGGAUUUUUAGCAAGAUGGUCUACAGAAUUAAAAAUAAUGAAAACAUCAUCGUUAGAAAAAAUACUAUCACAAUCAUUAACAUCAGAUGUAAUCAAACAUUGGUUUAAUCGUUUAAAAUUAAUUAUGACUAAAUUAAAUUUAUCCGAUCGUCCACAAUCGAUUUUCAUUGUUGAUGAAAGUGGUUUUUCAGAUCAGCCAGGGUGUAAAACAGUCAUUAUUGAAUGUUCAACAAAAAUUGCAAUAUCGACUCAUGGUGGUAGUGGCAAAAGCUUCAUUACGCUCUUAUUAUGCACAUCAGCAAGUGGUCGAUAA